AUGGAGAAAAGAACUACAUGGGGGUCAGUGGGAUGGUACAAGAAGGAAGGAAGGAAAGGACUUCCCCCCACCAUGCAAAAGGUAGGGAAAGUAGCCAACGAAACAAGUGGGAUGUUGCAAAAGUCUGAGGAUUGCUAUACGUUUGUCUUUUCUAUUAUAUUAUACUAUCAUAUUCCUGAAGAACAACGAUUACCUCAACAAAAAGAGUUGCUUGCUACCUUACCUACGGAAGUUCCCAGAGUUGGUGAUUCUAUUAUCCUCCUAUAA
Molecule: messenger RNA, 267 nt
Organism: Schizosaccharomyces osmophilus
Lineage: Eukaryota; Fungi; Ascomycota; Schizosaccharomycetes; Schizosaccharomycetales; Schizosaccharomycetaceae
Exons: 1
Coding region: 1-267 (88 amino acids)
Source: RefSeq, a predicted model, not a curated record